AUGGAUAAUUCUAUUAUAUUACCAAAUAAGGCAGUUCGAAAAUAUAGAUAUCGCAAAGGGUUUAUGAAAAAACAAUCUAAAAAUAAUGAUCGAAAAGAACAUGAAAGUAAUAAAAUUGUAUCUUUUAAUCAAAUAAAUUAUGUUGGGGUUGCUUAUGAGAAUUACAAUAGGACAUCAAAUAAGAGUAAUGAAGUGAAUAGAAACGUUGAGAAAGUAUGGUUUAGUGGAAGAACUAAAGCGAAUACUAAAUUUAAUAAAUUUUUGGAUGAAGGUAAUAAGAACGUUAACGUCGUUUUUGAGGAUGAAGUAGAAAACAAAGAGGACGCUGAAAAUCAAACAGAAAUUCAAGAAAAUGGUGAUAAAUCAGUAUCAGUCGAAGGUAAUGAUAAUGAAGAAGCAAAGGCAGAAGAAAAGGCGGAAGAAGAAGCUCUAUUAGAACCUAUUGAAGGUGAUUUACCAAAGAAAAAGAAGAAAAAAAAGACAGAUAUGUUAGAAUUUGAGAAACAAUUAAAGGAGGGUGAUGAAAGCGAAAAUCGGCAAGAAGAUGAAAUAUUUAUCGUGGAAGGUGAACAGGAUACCAAAGAAAUUAAGAUUGAAGAAACCUGGCUCAGUACAGAUCGAGAUUAUACAUAUCAAGAACUUUUGGGCAGAGUCUUUCAAAUCCUUCGGCAAAAUAAUCCCGAACUUGCCGGUGAAAAGAAGAGAUACACGAUUGUACCACCAUCAGUUCACCGUGAAGGAAACAAAAAGACAAUAUUUGCAAACGUUGCAGACAUUUGUAAGAGAAUGCACAGACAACCUGAACACGUAAUUCAAUUCUUAUUUACUGAAUUGGGUACAAGUGGUUCGAUCGAUGGUUCACAACGGCUAGUCAUCAAAGGUCGCUUUCAGCAAAAACAGAUCGAAAACGUAUUGCGUCGAUAUAUAGUUGAAUACGUUACUUGUAAGACUUGCAAGUCUCCUGACACAAUCCUUACCAAAGAAAAUCGUAUUUUCUUUCAACAAUGUGAAAGUUGUGGAUCAACGAGAUCAGUUUCGGCAAUUAAGUCAGGUACAAAUACCUUACUUCAAUCAUUUGUUUUUACCCUUGCCUUUCAAAAGGCCAUAAGGAUUGAAAAGAUAAAACAAUCAAUGAAAGUUGCCUGUCUACAGUUUAAUCCAAAAAUUGGUGAGGUUGAAAGGAAUCAAAACUACGCAUCUAGUAUACUGAAGAGAUAUAAACCAGGAGAGAUAGAUAUUUUGAUUCUUCCCGAAUUGGCCUUCACCGGUUAUGUGUUUAAAGAUAAGGAUCAUAUUAAACCGUACUUGGAAGACUCGGAAACAGGAACUUCAGUUAAAUGGGCCAAAGAGCAAUCUAUUAGAUUACGUGCAUUCACCGUGGUUGGAUAUCCGCAAAUCGUAAAAGGAAAUCCAGAUAAAUACUAUAAUAGCUUGUGUUUUAUUAACCCGUAUGGAGAACUUAUCGAAACGUAUCAAAAAACUCAUUUGUAUGAAACAGAUGAAAAUUGGGCUGAAGAAGGUCCUGGAUUUAAGUCAAUAAACGUCCCUAAUCUGGGAAAGAUCGGUUUCGGCAUAUGCAUGGAUCUUAAUCCGUAUCAAUUCAAAGCUAGCUUUACAAAAUAUGAAUUUGCUAGUUAUCAUAUUCAACAUCAAACAGAGAUUAUAUUAUGUCCGAUGGCGUGGCUUAUGUCGGAAUAUAGUCAACAAAUAAAUGAUGAUAAGCCGGAAUCUAGUACCAUAAAUUAUUGGUGUAAUCGAUUAUCACCUUAUUUUACUGAUUCAACCGCACUAACAAAUCCAGGAUCUAAACGUAAUACGUUAUUCGUUGCGUGCAAUCGUACAGGAACCGAGAAUGGUUCUUGUUUUGCGGGAAGUAGUAGCGUUCUACUAUUAUCCUCCGAGAACCCAAUUGUGUUGGAUUCAUUGAAAUCUAAAGAAGAAGCUGUUAUGAUUGUUGACGUGCCAUCAUU
Molecule: messenger RNA, 1970 nt
Organism: Funneliformis geosporum
Lineage: Eukaryota; Fungi; Glomeromycota; Glomeromycetes; Glomerales; Glomeraceae
Source: the annotation of a GenBank genome assembly